Messenger RNA from Dentiscutata heterogama, 434 nucleotides. The record is from the annotation of a GenBank genome assembly. NCBI's taxonomy places the organism in Eukaryota, Fungi, Glomeromycota, Glomeromycetes, Diversisporales, Gigasporaceae.
CUGCCAAAAAUCCAUCAACUGUUGAAAAUUCAUCACCUGCCAAAAAUCCAUCAACUGUUGAAAAUCCAUCACCUGCCAAAAAUCCAUCAACUGUUGAAAAUCCAUCACCUGCCAAAAAUCCAUCAACUGCACGAUCAGGAUCUCAACGUCGGCAAAAUUCACCUGGUGCUAUUAACGUUAACGACCAAGGUACAUGCACUGUGUACGAUCGUUCGUUUACUACAUAUACCAUAAUUACUACAUCAGAAACUUUAGUAAUCUCGUCAACACAAACGCCUAGCGAAGGAUCACCAAGUGGAACAAGCAGUGGAAGUACUGUAACUACACCACCUAUUUCGUCGGCAUCAAGUUGCUUUUACAAUGAAUUAACAGGAUUUAAUUUCAUUGUAGUAUCAAAAGGUUUUAAUCAUUGUAUUGCAAAAAUUUAUAAGUAA